CCCCGCCCCCAGUGACACAAUAGCAGCUCCCUCCAAGAUGGCGGCGGCGACGGCAGACCCGGGAGCGGGGAAUCCGCAGGCUGGGGACUCCUCCGGUGGGGACGCCGGGGGUGGGCUACCUUCACCGGGGGAACAGGAACUGAGUCGGCGCUUGCAGCGCUUGUACCCUGCGGUUAAUCAGCACGAGACGCCGCUGCCGCGCUCCUGGAGCCCCAAGGACAAGUACAACUACAUCGGCCUCUCCCAGGGAAACCUCCGCGUCCACUACAAAGGUCAUGGUAAAAAUCACAAAGAUGCAGCCUCUGUGCGCGCCACCCACCCCAUUCCCGCCGCCUGUGGUAUUUACUAUUUUGAAGUGAAGAUUGUCAGCAAAGGAAGAGAUGGGUACAUGGGAAUUGGACUCUCAGCUCAAGGCGUCAACAUGAAUAGACUGCCUGGUUGGGACAAACAUUCCUAUGGUUACCAUGGCGAUGAUGGGCAUUCCUUCUGUUCCUCCGGGACUGGCCAGCCUUACGGUCCCACAUUCACCACAGGGGAUGUGAUCGGCUGUUGUGUCAACCUCAUCAAUGGCACCUGCUUCUACACCAAGAAUGGCCACAGCCUUGGUAUAGCCUUCACAGAUCUCCCAGCCAACCUCUACCCCACCGUAGGCCUGCAGACACCCGGAGAGAUUGUGGAUGCCAACUUUGGGCAGCAGCCCUUCCUGUUCGACAUUGAGGACUAUAUGCGGGAGUGGCGUGCCAAAGUCCAGGGCACUGUCCACGGCUUUCCCAUCAGUGCCCGGCUUGGCGAGUGGCAGGCAGUGCUGCAGAACAUGGUCUCGUCUUACCUGGUGCAUCAUGGGUAUUGUGCCACAGCCACAGCUUUUGCCCGAAUGACUGAAACCCCGAUUCAGGAAGAACAGGCAUCCAUAAAGAACAGACAAAAAAUCCAGAAGCUGGUGCUGGAAGGCCGGGUGGGUGAAGCCAUUGAAACAACCCAGCGUUUUUAUCCUGGGCUGCUGGAGCACAACCCCAACCUGCUCUUCAUGCUUAAGUGUCGGCAGUUUGUGGAGAUGGUGAAUGGCACCGACAGUGAGGUCCGAAGCCUCAGCUCCCGAAGCCCCAAGUCCCAGGACAGCUACCCUGGCUCCCCCAGCCUCAGCCCCCGACAUGGCCCCAGUAGUUCCCAUAUACACAACACAGGAGCAGACAGUCCCAGUUGCAGCAAUGGCGUUGCAUCCACCAAGAACAAACAAAACCACAGUAAAUACCCCGCACCCAGCUCCUCUUCCUCGUCCUCGUCCUCCUCGUCCUCCUCUUCCCCGUCCUCCAUCAAUUACUCCGAGUCCAACUCAACAGACUCCACCAAGUCCCAGCCCCACAGCAGUACCAGUAACCAGGAGACCAGUGACAGUGAAAUGGAGAUGGAGGCAGAACAUUAUCCCAAUGGUGUAUUGGAAAGCAUAUCCACACGUAUCGUCAAUGGUGCCUACAAGCAUGAAGACCUACAGACAGAUGAGUCCAGCAUGGACGAUGGGCAUCCACGGCGGCAGCUCUGCGGGGGCAACCAGGCUGCCACAGAAAGGAUCAUCCUGUUUGGCCGAGAGUUGCAGGCAUUGAGUGAGCAGCUGGGCCGAGAGUAUGGCAAGAAUUUGUCUCACACGGAGAUGCUGCAGGAUGCCUUUAGCUUACUAGCAUACUCAGACCCCUGGAGCUGCCCAGUUGGUCAUCAGCUUGAUCCCAUCCAGAGGGAGCCUGUCUGUGCUGCUCUCAACAGCGCCAUUUUAGAGUCUCAGAACCUGCCAAAGCAGCCUCCUCUGAUGCUCGCCCUGGGCCAGGCAUCUGAGUGUCUACGGCUCAUGGCCCGAGCAGGCCUGGGAUCUUGCUCCUUUGCCAGAGUUGAUGACUACUUGCACUAGCUGACCUUCUUGGCUGGCUCUGUCCAGCCCUUCUUCAGCCUUAGGGCUGGAACAACCCUGCCCUCCAUAGGCACCUGGUACAGAGACCUGGAAGCCAUGGGCAGAGUCCACUCCUCCUACCUGGCCGGCCGGUCCAUCCUCCCUUUCUCCCUUCUUUCCUUGCCCUCUUGUCCUUCUUCCUCUCCCUUCCACGUGCAGCGGCCUGUGACACAGUAUUGGCUGGUUACUCAUGUAGCGGCUUCUCCUUUAAAGGAGAUUUUGUUUUGAGGAGAAGUUGGGUUUUUUUGUUUUUUGGUUUUUUUUUUUUUUUAAUUUUUAUUUCCUCCUGACUGAGCCACCAGUGUUUAUCUCGGGAGAGUUUGUGCUGAGCUGGUUUCUGCUAAUUUAGUAAUGAAGCCUAUCCAGGUUGAUGAUAGCUUAUUAUUUUCAUAAGUAAAAAAGACAAACAAACAAAUGAGAUUAUAUAUAUAUAUAUAAAUAUAUAUAUUAAAAAAAAAAAAGACACAGUAUUUAUCGUAGCACUAGUGGCCCAGCACCUCUUGGGUAAGGCUGUCCAGACACCAUGUGUUUUUAUUUGAGUCCAACUCAUUAAAAAAAAAAAAUCAUCUCUUGUCACUUCAGUCAAGUGAUUUGUUUAUUUUAGGCUCCCCUUUUGUUGAGCCACAGGUUCAGCUGCUGCCCAGGAAAUCAAAGUGGGUUUUGGGGAGGCUGCUUGGUGGGCAAGGUCAGGCUAAGCUGCUUUGCAGCAUCCCAAGAGGUAUGGGUCUGUAGGCCCCUUUUAAGUAGACAAAACAACUGCAGGUUCAGGGAUUCAGGGAAGUGAGGUGGCCCCGGGGCACUCAGCAAAGCAAGGGAACACAGGGUCUGUAGCCAGCACGCUGUCUACCACUCUACCCUGCCUCUCACUGCCUGCCUUGCCCUUCUCUCCCAUCUCAAUGCCCUGCCUUCCCUUGUUAAGAUGGCCAAAUCAUUCAUUACUCUCAGUUGAUUGCCUGGAAACUACCUGCCUUCAACCCAAGAGCUGCUCUAUACCAGGCUGCCAAGAGGAAGACUCCAUUCCCAGGACAGAGGCCCUUAAGGACAGGGCUGCUUUCUUCCUGCCUGGGUCUUCACCAUCACUGCCCAACUCUGAUGGGAUUGAUGCUUUCUGUGAAGUUGGUACCUCAAGGCUGAUUCUUGGUUCACUGGUCCCAAAGUGGAUGGAACCCUUGACUUCCUGGUCCUGAUUUCCCUACAGCUUGGGCCCAGCGACUCUUAGGAAAAGAAGACUCCAUGGGCCUUACAAAUGUCCCACCAGCUGUUUCACAUGGACCCUCACAGCUGGUGGAACAACAGCAACAAAAAACCCACUACCACAGGGCUGAGAUGCUGCCAGGACGAGGGUGGGCCAUCUGUGGAGGGGACUGAAUGCCAAGGAAGAGGAGGGGCUAUGCAGAGGAGACCUAGAAGGGCCGGGAUCUUACCUACUUCACAGGGUGAGUGAAAAGCCCAGGCAGCUGCUGCAAAGAUUAGGGUCAACUGUGGCAAAGCCAUACAGGGCCUCCAGUCUCUGUCUGUAUGUGGGCUAGGUGAGCUUGUGUUUUGUUGGUGGGCACAGAAAUCAGUGGGAGAGCUCACCAGGCCUCACAAGGCCCACAGCUAGACAAAACCAAGUUAGACCAUCUGCCAGUGAGGGGCUAGGACCCUGACUGAGAUCUUCCAAAAUUUUGCUUUAGGGGCUAAUCCUACAGGCUACUACAUUUUCCUGUCAGGGCCCUAGUUAGCAGCUCAUCACGAAGUCUUGUUUUGUGUAAAGGAAAUUUAUCCUGUCCAAGGCUGUAACACCCAAGCUCCAAACUCAAAUUGGAAAUAUCAGGCUGUUAGAGUGGUCGGCCUCACAUUUGGAAAUGAAAACCAGAGGCAUUUGCAGAGCAGUGGAAUUUAGAAAACAUCUCUACUAGUUCUCUCCUUUUACAAUUAAAGAAACAGGCCCAGGAGAUUAAGUGACUUGGCCAAAGCCGCACAGCAAAUAGUGGCAGAGCCAGGAGUAACUAACUAUUCCUGUGAGUUAGAUAGCCCUGUCUAAACCUAAAGCGAAAUGAGCUUUGUGAGGGGCUAGGUUGGCAUGAGUUCAGCAGUGCCUGAGCAGCUGGUACCUUUAGGAGUGUGACAAGGGGGGAUGGGUGCUGAGACUUGGGUUGUAGAGUGGCUGAGAGGGCCUUGGAGGGCUCGGGACUGCUGUGUGCUGCGUGGGGUUGCGUGUCUGCCUGGCUCACACUCAGUACCCAUGGCCACCUCCCCACUUUCUGUGCCUUAUCUCACUGUUUCAGCUGAGUCCAAGUUGUUUACUCUGUUCCUCUCCAGAGGGGCUCUCUGUCCUAGCUGGACAGCUCACUUUGGGGACAUACGCCUUUGUCCCACAAGCUAUGGGGAGGGCCAAAAUCAAGUUGCUGGAGCCAGUCGCUAGUCCAGUCCUACUGCCAGAGGAGCCCCGUAUGCACCCCUGGUCUUAGUAGCCCGUUUCCAGGAACCUGGAGUGGGAACGAGUUCCUGGAAGCAACUUAGUAAAAGGGCUGGACCUGAUCCUUGUGUGCAGGAGGAGGACCUGGCUGGGUUGGGUUGUCCAGCCCUGAGGGAGCAGCAUUCCCUACUCACCUUCCCUUUGUGGCACCAGAUGGUGGCUCCUUGCAGAGCAAGGGCCAAGUUGCCAGACCACUCAGUCACACGCCCCUGACACCUUUUCCAUGGGCCCGUGGCUGGAUGCAGGCUGGUAGAACAAGGACAUCACAGGCUGGAAAAGUGAGGAUGGCCUGGUUCCCCAGCACCUUCCCAGCCCGUAAGCACAAAGAUGAGGCAGAGCUGUUGGGGCUGAACGUUCCUUUGGUUGCUCACAACUCAGGUAUGCAUGUCAUUUGGCAGCUGGACAGCAGAGCCCUACUUCACCACCAAUCGCAGGCAUUUGGACCUGUGGCCACAUGGUGGCUUCUGGCUGUCCCAGCGCCCACCUCUUCACAUAGGUUCCCUUCAUUAUCAACUCCAGCUGAAACAGGCAUCUUCUACAUUGUGCACACUGGUUCUGCCUUUGUCCUUGCAAGUUGAUUCUCGGCAUUAGCAUGAAACUUGUGGUGUGAGAGGGUUGACAGAAUUCUAACACAAACAUCCUAUUAAAUUGUACUUGAGAUGAAAAAAAUUCCUGUUGUAUUUUGACAGAAUUAUUUUUAUUAAAAUACACAUCCAUGAGCAA
Messenger RNA from Meriones unguiculatus (Mongolian gerbil), 5123 nucleotides. RefSeq names its product RAN binding protein 10 (gene Ranbp10). The record is from RefSeq and is a predicted model, not a curated record. The transcript is spliced from 14 exons. Gene Ontology annotation, biological process: cytoskeleton organization; cell surface receptor signaling pathway. Lineage: Eukaryota; Metazoa; Chordata; Mammalia; Rodentia; Muridae. Bases 38 to 1900 code for a protein of 620 amino acids. Gene Ontology annotation, cellular component: cytoplasm. Gene Ontology annotation, molecular function: protein binding.